Messenger RNA from Malania oleifera, 4369 nucleotides. Its product is annotated as LRR receptor-like serine/threonine-protein kinase GHR1. Gene Ontology annotation, molecular function: protein kinase activity; protein binding; ATP binding. NCBI's taxonomy places the organism in Eukaryota, Viridiplantae, Streptophyta, Magnoliopsida, Santalales, Ximeniaceae. The transcript has 3 exons. The record is from RefSeq and is a predicted model, not a curated record. The coding region runs from base 1005 to 4202 and encodes 1065 amino acids. Gene Ontology annotation, biological process: protein phosphorylation.
AUUUUACUGGUAACAACUGUAGAAAGCAUUCACCAUUUCCCGCUUUACUCUGUGAUUUGGAGAACGCAGCAUUAAUGCCUCAAAAGAACAAAAUUUAUACCUUUACACACGUUUAUCCACCCCCUAGGGUUUUGUCUUAUUUUAUGUUAUGUUGCUCACGUUUCACUACAGCAGAGAGAGAGAGUAGUGAGCAGUGAGUAGUGAGAAGAGACAAAGAGGGUUUCCUUUCUGGGUUUUCUUUGGUUGCUCCACUGAAGAAAAAAAUUAGGGUUUUAGAAGCUGAAUGUGGGUUGUCAAGGCCUGAACUUGUCUGGGUCCCUGGAAUUUAAUGGAAUUUAGUUGUGGAUUUGAAGACCCUUUCGGUUCUGCUUUCAUGGGGUGGUUGUAGCUGGAGGGUCCGAGCUCUGUGAAGAAAUUGCAAGGGGAAAGGGUAGGUGUGAGCUGUGAUUUCAGUGAGUUCAAGCCUCUUGUUCUUUGUAGUUUUGCUGCUUUGAAAUAGUAUAAAUCUCUCAUGGGACACUUCGUAGGGAGCCACAUUGUUGUGUUUCAUCAGGCACGGUGGUUGUAAGAAAUGCAGCUUCUUCCGGAGGUUAGAUCUCUGAAAGUGACUCUAUUUGUGCUGUGUUUGUCAGUCAUUUAGGGUGUUGGCUCUGUCUCUUUUGCAAAAAUUGUUGUUUCUAUGAGCUGUGGCGUUUUUUCUUUUUCCACUACCACUUUGUUGGGAAGGGAAUCAGUCUCCUGAAGAAGCUCCGCCUCGCAUGAGUUUGGGAAUUUAGGGUUUUGGUUUAUCAUUCUUCCGGUCAAAAUGCUAAGUAGCUUAACACAGUAGUUUAUGUUUAAAGCUGUAGCGCUUACUUCCCACGUUUGUUUCUUUCCGAGGAGAAAUGUGGUGCUUGGUUCCUAUAUUUGUUUUGCGUUCGAUACUUUGACAGCUUGGAAGCCCCAUUUUGUUCUACACAUUGAGCUUAUAUCUUGCUGGAGUGAAGCCAUUUUUAGUGUGAGUGAUGACGCUUUUCAAGCUUUUAGUGGUAUCCCUGGUUUUUGCCUCUGCCAUGGGUCAACUUCCUUCGCAGGACAUUUUGGCACUGCUUGAAAUCAAGAAAGGAAUCAAGCACGACCCGACUGGUUAUGUCCUUAAUUCAUGGAAUGAGGAGUCUAUCGACUUCAACGGGUGCCCUUCUUCUUGGAAUGGGAUUGUCUGUAACACUGGCAAAGUUGCUGGGGUUGUCCUUGAUAACUUGGGUCUCUCUGCUGAUGCAGACUUGAGUGUUUUUUCAAACCUCACAAAACUUGUGAAACUCUCCAUGGCAAACAAUUCGAUAUCAGGAAAAAUUCCUGACAAUAUUGGCGAUUUCAAAAGCCUGGAGUAUUUGGAUCUCUCAAACAACCUGUUCUUCUCGUCUUUACCACAGAGAUUGGGUGAAUUAGAGAACUUGCAAAACCUCUCCUUGGCUGGGAACAACUUCUCUGGUUCAAUUCCUGAUUUCAUUUCUGGGCUUGCUUCGAUUAAGUUAUUGGACUUGAGCAGCAACUCCUUUUCUGGGCCAUUGCCAUCAUCAUUGACGAAGCUGAUGAACCUCGUGCACCUUAACCUGUCUCGUAAUGGGUUUGUAAAUAAAAUACCAAAAGGUUUUGAGCAGAUUACCACUCUUGAGGUGCUUGACUUGCAUGGGAACAUGCUUGAUGGUCAUAUAGAUGUGGAAUUCUUUCUUUCGUCUAGUGCUGUCCAUAUUGAUUUUAGUGGGAAUUUGCUGGUUAGUUCUACUUCGCAGCAGCAGAAAUUUCUACCUGUUAUAUCCGAGACGAUUAAGUAUUUGAAUCUUAGCCACAACCGUCUUGAGGGGUCACUAGAUAAGGGAGGCGAGCCCAUGGAAUUUCAGAGCUUGAAGGUGUUGGAUCUCAGCUAUAAUCAACUCUCUGGAGAAUUGCCUGGAUUUAAUUUUGUUUAUGAGCUCGAGGUCCUCAAGCUCAGCAACAACAGAUUUUCAGGGUUAUUUCCUAAUAAUCUUCUGAAAGGAGAUCCAUUGGUGCUAACUGAGUUGGAUUUGAGUGCCAACAAUCUCUCAGGGCCUAUAAGUCUGAUCACAUCGACAACUUUGCACUUGGUUAAUCUCUCAUCAAAUGCACUCUCAGGUGAACUUCCAUUGCUGAUUGGAAGCUGUGCUGUACUAGAUUUAUCAAAUAACCAAUUUGAAGGAAAUUUAAGCAAAAUUGUCAAAUGGGCAAAUAUUGAAUUCCUUGAUCUCAGUCAGAAUCGAUUGAAAGGGUCCAUCCCUGCGCCAUUUUCGCAGUUUCUGCGCCUGAAUUAUCUUAACCUCUCACAUAAUUCCCUUACUAGCUCUCUCCCAAAAGUAAUUACACAAUAUCCCAAGCUUCGAGUCCUUGAUCUGAGUAACAAUCAGUUAGAUGGAUUGUUUCUGACUACGUUGCUAACAUUACCCACCUUACAAGAGCUACACCUUGAAAACAAUUUAUUUACUGGUGGUAUUGAACUCUCUUCUCCUUCUUCCAGUGAAUCUGAUCUUCGAGUUCUAGAUAUUUCUGGUAACCGGAUUAGUGGUUAUUUUCCUGAUUGGUUUGGUUCAAUGACCCAGCUUCAAGUGCUGAAUCUUGCUAAAAAUAACCUCUCUGGUUCUCUGCCUACUUCCCUGGCUGACAUGAAACCACUAAGUUCCUUAGAUAUAUCCCAGAAUCAUUUUACAGGUUCUUUGCCACCCAACUUGCCUGACAGCCUUGCAAGAUUAAAUGUAUCCUACAAUGAACUCUCUGGUGUUGUUCCAGAGAACCUUAGAAGGUUUCCAAGUUCUUCUUUCUACCCUGGGAACCCUGGAUUGGCUUUUCCAAAUAAUAAUGCUCCUGGCUCAGAAAAUUUUCCAUCCAGAAAUUCUAGCAGGAAACCAAUCAAAACUUUUGUCAAAGUGGUAGUGAUAGUAGCAUGCAUAGUUGCUGUGGUCAUUCUGAUCUUGCUCGCAAUCUUUGUACAUUAUAUCCGUGUAUCAAGGAGGCCUCUGCCAGAACAUGUUACAAGCAAAGAUAUCCUGAAGCCACCCCCAACAAGUACCUCCGGAUUCAGUGGUAGGGACAGCAAUAGUCCUCUAGUGGUUGCAGCUGAGGAUCUUAUGACUUCACGAAAAGGAUCAUCAUCUGAGAUAAUCAGUUCCGAUGAGAAGAUGGCUGCUGUAACUGGUUUCUCCCCAUCAAAGAACAGCCAUCUGUCCUGGUCACCUGAGUCUGGAGAUGCGUUCACUGUUGAAAACCUUGCAAGACUAGAUGUCAAAUCACCAGAUCAAUUGGCUGGCGAACUGCAUUUUCUUGAUGAUACAAUAACAUUGACACCUGAGGAACUCUCAAGGGCUCCAGCUGAGGUGUUGGGGAGGAGCAGCCACGGGACUUCUUACAAGGCAACACUGGAUAAUGGCACUUUCUUGACUGUGAAGUGGUUGAGAGAAGGAGUCGCAAAGCAAAGAAAAGAAUUUGCUAAAGAGGCUAAAAAAUUUGCAAAUAUCAGGCAUCCUAACGUGGUAGGCUUAAGAGGGUAUUACUGGGGACCCACACAGCAUGAGAAGCUCAUUCUUUCAGAUUAUAUCUCGCCUGGAAGUCUUGCAAGCUUUCUUUAUGAUCGGCCAGGAAGAAAGGUCCCACCAUUAUCUUGGGCCCAGAGGCUAAAAAUUGCAGUUGAUGUCGCACGCGGGCUGAACUAUCUCCAUUUUGAUCGUGCACUUCCGCACGGCAACCUCAAAGCAACAAAUAUACUAUUAGAUGGGCCUGAUCUUAACGCCCGCAUUGCUGAUUACUGCCUACAUCGCCUUAUGACCCAGGCUGGCACCGUUGAACAGAUUCUUGAUGCAGGCAUAUUAGGAUAUCGGGCACCAGAAUUGAGUGCUUCCAAGAAACCAUUGCCCUCCUUCAAGUCAGAUGUUUAUGCUUUUGGAGUGGUACUUCUGGAACUUUUAACAGGCAGAUGUGCUGGGGAUGUGGUUUCCGGUGAGGAUGGAGGUGUUGAUUUAACAGAUUGGGUGAGGUUGAGGAUGGCAGAAGGUCGCAGCUCAGAUUGUUUUGAUGCUGCGUUGAUGCUGGAAAUGGGGAACCCGGCAGCAGAGAAGGGAAUGAAGGAGGUCCUUGGAAUAGCUCUACGAUGUAUACGCUCAAUUUCUGAGAGGCCGGGUAUCAAAACAAUAUAUGAGGAUCUUUCUUCCAUUUAGUCUGUUGUAGAAUUGUUCUGUGGACCUGAAAUUUAUCUGGGAAUCAAAUAUCUCAUUGGCCUCCCAUUUCUGAGUCUGAUGUUUUGGGAUUUUGGCGUGACCUGCUAAUUAGAUUAACCAUUUUUGUAAAAGUGGGGUACUUUUCAAGGAAUAUUAACUUUUGAAAA